Bombus pascuorum is the source of this 630-nucleotide messenger RNA. RefSeq lists its product as uncharacterized. The record is from RefSeq and is a predicted model, not a curated record. Lineage: Eukaryota; Metazoa; Arthropoda; Insecta; Hymenoptera; Apidae. The transcript is spliced from 3 exons. Bases 1 to 549 code for a protein of 182 amino acids.
AUGUACAAUAGAUCUCUUGCAAAUGAAUUUUUAUUUAAUAGAAGAACGGAGGAUCUGACUAGUCGUGACACGGACGACGAUAAAUAUUCUUUGUUGACCGGAACCAGCACAUCUCUUCAGGAUAGCACCGGAAGUACAAUUACAGGCUCUAUUAGAGCCAACUACGAACGCAAUUUCGAAGAUCGUAUCUUGUAUGGACAAAGUGGUGCUCGCAGAUUUAGUUAUAAAAAAAGAAAGACUUGCAGCGGAAAUGGAAUAUUUAGUGCUCCUCCCGGCGUCAGUCCCCAUCAUGUUAAAUCAUCUAUUAUCCGUCGCAACACAAAUGGAUCCCGAUUAAUUUUUGUGUGGCCACAAAAACCGCCAAGAAGUAGAUUAUUAAGAAUAUUAGCUCCUCUUAUGCAUGGAAUCCUCAUUGGAUUUCUGUUUAUGGAUGCUGUUCAUCUUUGGCCAGGAGAAUUUUUACCUACGUCGUUGCCUUCCAUAAUACCCGUCCCUUUACCACCCGUAAAAUGUAACGUAAUUGAACCACGAUGGUUCGACAAUAGUUAAAUGUCAUGAUCUUUCCUUUGAUACUGAAGUCGCGUAGGUUAAAUUCGCUUUCGACUGAAACGUUAAAAAAUUUAUGAGAAA